CGCCCGCCCCUCGGAGGCUCCAGGUGAGGCGGUGGGACCUCGGUGCCCGGGCAGGGGCCGGGCCCGGGGCCGGGGCGCCAUGGCCGAGUCCCAGCUGAGCUGCCUGGACGAGGCCCACGUGAACCAGAGGGUGACCGAGGCGCAGGCCGCCUUCUACUACUGCGAGCGGCGGCGGGCCGCGCUGGAGGCGCUGCUCGGCGGCGGCGAGCAGGCCUACCGCGAGCGGCUCCAGAAGGAGCGGCUGCGGGACUUCCUCUCCAGCCAGGAGCGCCAGGUCCUGUGCACCGCCUGGAGCCCCUACGAGGACGCCACCGCCGCAGCCCCCGCCGUCCGAGGCAAGAGCAAGAGCAAGGCCAAGGUCCCGGCUGAACCCUGCGAGUCCCUGGCCUACUGGCCGGACCGCUCCGACACCGAGGUGCCCCCUCUGGACCUGGGCUGGACGGACGCUGGCUUCUACCGCGGCGUGAGCCGAGUCACUCUCUUCACCCACCCCCCCAAGGAGGAGAAGGCGCCCCACCUCAAGCAGGUGGUCAGGCAGAUGAUCCAACAGGCCCAGAAGGUCAUUGCUGUGGUCAUGGACCUCUUUACUGAUGGUGAAAUUUUCCAAGACAUUGUGGAUGCCGCCUCUAAGCGCCGGGUCCCGGUGUAUGUCAUCCUGGACGAGGCGGGAGUGAAGUAUUUCCUGGAGAUGUGUAAGAGCCUGGAGCUCGCUGACUUCCGUAUUCGGAACAUCCGCGUCCGCUCUGUGACAGGCGUCAGCUUCUACAUGCCCAUGGGCAAGAUCAAGGGGACCCUGUCAUCGAGGUUCCUGAUGGUAGAUGGUGACAAAGUAGCCACUGGAUCCUACAGAUUCACCUGGAGUUCCUCCUACGUGGACAGGAACCUUCUCCUCCUCCUGACGGGGCAGUAUGUGGAGCCCUUCGAUGUGGAGUUCCGGGAGCUAUACGCCAUCUCCGAAGAAGUGAACUUGUUCCAGCAGCUGGGCCUGGCAGGAGGCGCCAACCGACUUGGCCUCAGCCACUCCUCCACCGUGGCUCGCAAGUUGAUCAACCCCAAGUACGCCUUGGUGGCAGGCAGCCGCCACCCACCAGGGGAGAUGAUGCGCUGGGCUGCCCGGCAGCAGCAGGAGGCUGGUGGCGGCCCAGAGGGGCAGGAGGAGGGCAGCGGAGGUGGCGAGUCGGCUCGGUGCCUGGAGAGCUUCCUGAAUGACCUGGUUACUAUACAGCAGGUGUUGCCCCCCGUGGAUCCCAUUCCCUCCACAGAUCUGAGCCGGAAGGAUGACAGGAUGACCUCUCACAUGCACACAGACCUGAAGCUCAAAUCCCGAGAGGCAGUUACCCAAAAUGGCAAGGGAGAUGCCGCCAACGGGAGCACCACCGCAGCCAAGGAGGGCAAGCGCUUCAGCGGUAGCAGGUUCUUCAGUCGCCGGGCCAAGAGGCCUGCAGCCCCCAACAGCAGGGCCAGCUCCCUCUCCACCGAGACCUGCACCGACGUGGAGUUUCUGAUGGGGAAGAGGCCCAACGAGGGUUCCAGUGCCAAUGUCUCAGGUAAAACAAGUCCCAGUCCUGCCAAGUCCAGCAAAUGUGUUAUUUCCUGAGCUGCAGAACCUGUGGAUGUCCACCUGUCCCGUCCUGUGCCCUGGAGGACACAGGCUGCAGCCUGCACCAAUUUGCACAUCAGACCUCACCAACCUCCCACCCGCAGCCUCCAUCUGGGCCUCAGGGCCUGAAUCCAGAUGGGAGAGUCCCAAGACUUUCAAGACCAUCAUGUGCCUCCAGACUGUGGUGGCCAAGCCAGGAGGGGUCACUGCUGCCUUGUUUACAUGAAGAGGAAACUUGCCCAGAGUCUGCUCUCCUUUACGCUGGCCCCUCUCUCCAUCGGGUCAGCCCUGCCCCACAUGUCCCUGGGUGGGGCAAGGGUCAUGUCUUUAUGCCCUACUGGGACGAAGUCUCCAGGGCAGCCCCAGCUGCCCAGUGUCUCUUUCCCUGGGCUUCCUGUCACCCUAACAGGAAGAACAGGGUUCUGAGCCAGGGGUCCCAGUUCCAGUCUUGGUGCAGCCUUAGAACUACAGGUGGGAGAUACAUCUGGGACAGUUGGGGUGCUGGCUGCGGUGGCCCUCCUAGCCUAGUCCUACACUGGGCUCUGAAGGGGACAGAGAGGAAGACAUCAGCCUCCCACAACCAAUGGCAGUUUUGAACCCUGUCCAUGCGAAAGUCCCUUCCCCUCCCCAACUGGGAAGACUGGGCCUGGUACCCCAGGCCUCCUGGACAGGUGCCUGCUGCAGCCCCUCCAUGGGGUUCUUAGAGGGCCUGGCCUGGGCCUCCCUUCAAUAUGCCUGGGUUUGCAGUCAAUGAAGGGAGAGGGAGGGCCCCAGGUGAUGGGGAACUGGACUCUAAGGACAAGAGCAUUUGCCUUCCUCUCAGAUGUCAUUGGUCCCUCCAAAAACUAGCCUUAGCCUCCUGUGACAUGUCAGGCUGUGCUCAGCAGCCUUGUCCUCCCCAAGGCAGGUGGCCCCUGCCACAGUGCUGGGCCAGGGCACCCAGUACACCAUCCCACACUGCCCCUCUCUGGGGACUGGUAGGGACUGAGGAAACAUGUGAAAGAACAGGGGAGAAAGUGCCCAACUGCAGAGUCCAGGUAGGCAGUGUGAUGGAAGGUCAAGGGCUGACGGCCCCAUGAAAGACCACAGGGUAGCCUUUCUUGGCCUCUGACCUCCAACCCAAACCUUGUCCCAUUCCUUCUGAAGUACCCUGGAUGCCACCAGAACAGGGGGCCGGGGUAGAUGUCUGCAAGGUGGCUGAUAAGAGCAUGCAGGGGCUCACUGGGCCACAGGAGUAAAGGUGACACACAGCAACCUGUGCAGAGAGUUCUGCCUGCCUGGCAGUGGAGAGGGAGAGGAGGGCGAGCCUGACCCAGGCUCUCUGUCAGUCCUGAGGUUGGCUUCCAGGGGUGGGGGAGGGGACCCCUGCCAGCCUCCCAGAGGUUUUGUGAGGUUUCAAAAUUUCUGGAAAGUGCUUCCUUAUGCACCAAGGCCUGACCAUGUGGCAUCUCAUUCUGCAGAGCAGGGCAGAGGGCAGGGGUGAUGUGGGCAGCAGAGGCCACACCUCAGCUCCAAGUGAUCCCCUUGGGGUGUGGAACACAAGAUACCUAAGCAAGCAGCACAGUCAGGCCUGUGCCUCCCCAGGAGGGAAGCUGGCCGGCUUACAGUUCUUUCUUUCCCUCAAGCAGGCCCAGGUUUCUCCUCUGCCCUGACAUCGAGCAGGGUCCCUGUGGAAGUUCCAAGUCACUGCAGUCACUGCAGCCUAGAGCCAGGCCCUCCUUUCUGCCUCAGUUUCUCUAUGUGCCAAGGUGGGGCUUAAAGAACUAAGGGGAAACCAUAUGUUGAAGAGGAAGUGACUCAGUGGGUGGCAGAGUGCUGACUCACAAGUCAGGGCCCUCCCCUUCUAGCCUGUACCUCAUCCUUACAGAGGGCUGGGUGAGAUGGUCUCUGGUCCCCUCCAGCUCUGAAAAUGCUCAGUAAACAAUAGAGCAGAGAUGGCCAAGGACUGUGACGUCAUGAAAUGCUGCUCUUGGGUCUGCUUGUCUGCCUAAGCUUCAGCCCACUCUGUUCUGCUCCUGGCAUCUCCGUUUUGGGUGUGUCUGCCCUCUCUUCCAGCACUUGUAUAUAUUCUGUGAACUAUUCUCUCACUCAGCACCUCUUAAGAGGACAUCCGGCCUUCCCAGCUGGGUGCAGGCUCAGGGGUGGAUGGUGCCCUUGGACCCUGCACAGCGGCUUCUGAAGGCUGGCAGCACCCCACAAGGGCUAUAGAAGGGCCUUGCAUGUCAGACUCUGGCUGUACAGCCCCCAACCCCCAGGCUGCCGUCUCCCCUCCAACUCCAGAGUCUGCAGGUUAAGGAUUAACAGCUAGAGCAGCUCUGGGGAAGGCAGCCUCCUGGUGAGCCAAAUCCCUGGUGUGGCUACCACCCUGGCUUCUGUCCCAUGAGGGUAAGAAGCCCAGCUUCUAUAUGGGGUUGGUAGACUGUCCCUUGACCUGUGGCACCUGUGUCAGCUAUCUAUCCUCGGGCUAUGGUUAGUCCUACUUCUGAUCUCUCAAGGUCAUUCCAAGACGGUCUACCUGUAUAGAACUUUCUAUAAAGACUAAACAAGAAAGGAGACCUAGACCAGGAGGAAGAGGUUUGGGGGGAGUCAGUUCUUUAUCGCCCCCUACCACUCUGCUUUUCUCUUUUAUUAAAUGCCUGCUAUAUGCCAAUCACUGUGCUAGGUGAUUUAGGAACAUGCAGGUCUCAAACUAAGAAUAGCUCAGGAAAGAGGUCUUUUCAAAGUCAUCAAAUACUUCUCAUGUGUUUUUGGGGCACGAGCCUCGUAAGGUUGUAUGGUGAGCCACGUGAGAGGUGUCAUCACCACUUCUCAGAUGAGGUACACCACUCUCCCAAGUCCCACAUCACAUAAAAUGCAGAUCCGAGUCUGCACCCCAAGCUCUGACUCUCAGCACUAAUGACACUUUGGAGCUGCCAAGUCCUGUGUUUGGGGAGGGGCCGUGGUAGGUACUGCAGAGUGUGAGACACCUGCUGCAUGCCAAAGUGUCUCCAGAUGUUACCCAAUGCACCGGGUAGGGGGUGUAAAUCCCCUCAGUUUAAGGCCCCUGCUUUCUACUUUGUGGCCCCAGCAGCCACAGAUGGCUUCUUGGAAGCAUUUCCAAGUCUCUCUGCCCUCCUAUCUUAGAGUGCUCGUCAGAGGUUGGCUGACGGGCCUGAGAUUUUGACUUUUGGGACAGAUCUGUGCAGCCCUGUCCUAGUUCCCUCACUUAGCUCUUCACUGCCAUGUCCUCCCCGGAGCGGUUGUGCUUCUGUACACACAUCUGCCUCCCUCCACUCAGGCUUCUGCCCAAUCUGCUCCUCUUCCUUCGGUCUCACCUACAACCCACAUGGAAAGUGCCCUGGGGUGUGCCUGGUUUGCCCAGCAGUGGUCCUGUUCCAAAAGCAGCCAGGGCUGACAGCAAGAGAACCUCCAAACUCAAAUCAGGCCAAGGAAUUGCUACCUGGCUGUCACGACCAUAUUCUGAGUAAACAUCAACAAAGCCCACUCUGUAGCUAAUUAGCCCCGCCAUGCUCUGGGUUCAGUUUAUCGCCUGGCGUACGGCGCUGUGCCACACUCACGCCUUCCUGCCCAAGAGGCAGAGGCUGUCAUUGGUCAUCUGCAUUGCUGUUCCAGCUGUGCAAGCUUUGCCACAGGACAGACACCCUGAGCUCAGUAAGUGGAGCUUGACCAAGGCUGGGAGCAUGGGCAUCUUAGACAAAGGUGGGAGAAGGGUGCCAACGUGAGUGUUCUUAAGCUAAUUGCAAGGUCAGCUCGAAGACUUCACAGGCAUGAACUUCAAGGCUUCUCCUCUCCCACCUGUGGAGCAAGGCAGGUACCAUGUGCUACAGUCAAGCAUCAUAGGUACCCAUUCUUCCUUGGGGCGCCUGAACCUGGAGAACAGGUUUUCCAGGCCCAGGGACUUCAUCUGUCUAGCUCACUGUUGGAAUGCAGUAUUUGCUUCAUCCUAUUUGUUAAAAGACUGAGGACUCGACAGUCACCGACAACAGAAAAUAAGCCAGCCUAACAAACUGGGGAAGCAUCACCAGCUACAAUGGCGCUUGUGUGUUAUCUCGACUGCCCAGGAGGCUGAGACAGGAGGAUCACAAGUUCAAGGCCAGCCUGGGACACUUAGUGAGACCCUAUCUCAAAAAAUACAACUCAAAAAGGGCUGGGGAUGUAGCUCAGGAGUAAAGCAUUUGUUGGACAUGUAUGAGGCUCUGGAUUCAAAUCUCAGUACUAAGUAAAUAAAUGGGAGAUUUGGAAGUUUCCAGAAUCAAUCAUGAUCCUUUCAGUCUUGUUCCUGAUUUGCUACAAUGUACAUGAAGUCAAAUGAGAACCUGUUGUUUGCUACUUAAUUUCUUAAGGAUUGGACUUAGCUAGAGUCCCUCCUCUAGGAGGGUUUCUUCUUUCACUGAGUGUCCUAAGU
Molecule: messenger RNA, 6005 nt
Organism: Sciurus carolinensis (gray squirrel)
Lineage: Eukaryota; Metazoa; Chordata; Mammalia; Rodentia; Sciuridae
Gene: Sack1f
Product: family with sequence similarity 83 member F
Exons: 5
Coding region: 80-1597 (505 amino acids)
Source: RefSeq, a predicted model, not a curated record